AUUUAAAAAAAAAUUUAGUAUAAAAGUUGGCAUAAAUUUGUUAACUAAUUCAGAAUCAAAACAAAUAGCGUUCAUUGAACAACAGUUUGAGUUCAACUUUAAUAGUUUUUUCAAUUUCCAACUUCUUCUCCUUUAAAUCCUUUCAACAACAUGAAGUUCGUAAUUGCCGUAGUCAUGUUGGCCCUUGCUGCCGGUGUUCAAUCAUCUUUGAUUGGUGCUCAUGCUCCUGGUGUAUCGUAUGUCACCGCUGCCUUACAUCCAGCUGGUCCUUUGGGAUGGGGUGGUCAUGCCGCUGUUGAUCACAGUGCCUGGGGUGGUCCAUUGUUAGCACCCUUAGGCGGUCAUGGUCUUUGGGGAGGUAUUCCCGGCAUCUCUCUAGCUCAAGGACCUGCUAUUGGUCAUCUUGGUCUUGGUCAUGCUGGUCUUGGAUUGGGACAUGCUGGUCUUGGACUUGGUCAUGCUGGUCUUGGUCUCGCCCAUGGUGUUCAUGGACCUGGUGUUUAUGUAGCUAAGACUCGUGGUGCUGUGCAUACAGCUCCUUUGGCUGGUCAUCUUGCUUCUGCCACUUCAUUGAAUGUGGCCCCAGCUCCUGGUACGCAUUAAGUCAACAAAUCCAACUCGUUCAUAGGCACUACAGCUAUCGUUUAAUAAUCCAACAAUCUGAUGACACCAAGAUGCCAAACUAGUUAUAAGUUAAUUAAAAAUUUGUUACACUCUUCU
This is a messenger RNA of Lucilia cuprina (Australian sheep blowfly), 720 nucleotides long. Its product is annotated as adult cuticle protein 1-like. The transcript is spliced from 2 exons. Bases 151 to 603 code for a protein of 150 amino acids. The record is from RefSeq and is a predicted model, not a curated record. Lineage: Eukaryota; Metazoa; Arthropoda; Insecta; Diptera; Calliphoridae.